CUUUUCAACUUAGUACUAAGCCUACCAUUUCUAAAAAUAUAGGUUGAUUUUCUUUUAUUUUUUCUGCGGAAGUUACAAGUCGUCAGGAAUAUGAUUUGCAUCUUUCUCAAUGUUUUAAAUGUUAUAAACAGUUCUGCGACUAUAUAACUGAUUUGCUGCAUUCUGUUUACAAAUGCAUGAGAAAUAAGACUUUUUGCUCUUGAUGGCUAAACGUACAGCGACUUCUGAAUUAAAUCAUGACAAUUGGGACCAAGAAGGGGAACCAGAGGAUCCAGGAACUUUCAAAACUCUCCCUGCUGAUGAACUGAAAACUCGUGUCUUUGCCAAAGCAAAAAGAAGUUUAGGAAGUAAUAAUUCUUCUACUGGAAGCAGUCCAUUUGCACUAUUUAGCGGUUUCUCUUCAACAGCUUCUGCAAACAGUUCCCCCUUUUUCAAGAAAAGUAACAAUGACAGCUUUACUUUCAAGUCAUCAUCAGAGUCCAAUCCUCUACUGAAAAAGGAAAAUGGCACGCAACCAGUAGUUACACAAAAGGAAACAGAUGAAAGCACAAAUUCUUCUUUGUUCACAAAAUCAGUUGUUGAAAAUAAAUCUCUAGACAUAAAAUCAAAUUUGGCUGGGAAACUAGAUGUAAAUAGUCCUCCGACAUUUGAAAAAAAGACUGAGCAUAGUAUGGAUGCUAACCAAUCAUCGGCUACUUCUGUUAGUAAAGGAAAACCUGCUAGGAGCAUAGAUUAUUUCAGACAGUUGCAAAGUUUGAAUGAAAGUGUUUUGAAGUGGAUGGAACUUCAUUUUUCCAAAAACGCCUGUUGUGAUUUUACGCCAGUUUUUAAUGAUUAUAAAAAACAUCUGGACACUCUCAACCUUACAUAUCCCUUUAGAAAAAAAGAAUCAUCAGAAAAAGAAUCUGGUUCAGAAUUCAAAAGUCCUGCUGAAAAAGUUCCUGAACAGAAGUCUAACACUACAUCCAAAGGUAACUCAUCAUUCACUCUUACAAACUUUAACAAGGACGAAACAGAUUAUGGAGCCAAUUUUUCUUCCAACACUACAAACACGUCAACAUUCAGUUUUGGGCAAAAGACGAUUCCAACUGCCACGUCUUCUGGCUCUACCGGACCUACCAGUAGUUGUAAAGUUGAAGCUGCCUCUCUAACCGGUAACUGUCAAUCAGAAUCUGCAGAGGCUGGUAAAGGUUCUUUCCCUUUCUCAUUUGGUCUGAAGAAUGCCCAGUUAGGAAAUUCAUCAAGUGCAAAUAAGCCUUUCAGUUUUCAAGCUUCAGCUCCUGCAGCAACAGCUGAAAGUGAAAAAGAAACUGAUGAAUAUGUGCCACCUAAAAAUGAUUUUAAUGCUGUCAAUGAAGAAGAUGCACUUUAUUCUAAAAGGUGUAAAUUAUUCUUCAAAAAAGAUGAAACUUACUCUGAUAAAGGAGUAGGAACACUUUAUUUGAAACCUUUAGAUGGCAAAACACAGCUUCUUGUUCGAGCAGAUACAAAUCUUGGAAACAUUCUUCUUAACAUCAUCCUGAGCUCUUCCCUUCCAAUGUCGAGAACCGGCAAAAAUAAUGUACUUUUAGUGUGUGUUCCCAACCCUCCUGUUGAUGCCAAAAAUCCUGAUUCUAAGGAUGCAAUACCCAUGCUUAUUCGUGUCAAGACUGCAGAAGACGCUGAUGAACUUUUAGAAAUGCUCAAUAAAUAUAAAUCUUAAAUUAAGUACCAACAUGUUACCCUCAAAUUGUUUCAUUCUCAAAUUUCAACUUCAACUGUUUUAAAUGUGAAAUA
Messenger RNA from Uloborus diversus, 1776 nucleotides. It is a transcript of the gene Nup50, whose product is annotated as nuclear pore complex protein Nup50-like. Gene Ontology annotation, cellular component: nuclear pore. NCBI's taxonomy places the organism in Eukaryota, Metazoa, Arthropoda, Arachnida, Araneae, Uloboridae. Bases 203 to 1702 code for a protein of 499 amino acids. The record is from RefSeq and is a predicted model, not a curated record. The transcript has 7 exons. Gene Ontology annotation, biological process: protein import into nucleus.